Molecule: messenger RNA, 346 nt
Organism: Megalobrama amblycephala (Wuchang bream)
Lineage: Eukaryota; Metazoa; Chordata; Actinopteri; Cypriniformes; Xenocyprididae
Product: splicing factor U2AF 35 kDa subunit-like
Exons: 3
Coding region: 112-339 (75 amino acids)
Biological process (GO): mRNA splicing, via spliceosome
Cellular component (GO): U2AF complex; spliceosomal complex
Molecular function (GO): metal ion binding; pre-mRNA 3'-splice site binding
Source: RefSeq, a predicted model, not a curated record
AGUUUGCGCCUCACUACACUAGGUGGCAGUACUCUGGCUCUCUGUGUUCAGCGUCUCCUUUCUUGAUUCUCCGGUAGAAGAAAAAGCGCCCAUCGCCUUUCUUUUUUCAAAAUGGCCGAAUACUUGGCGUCGAUUUUCGGUACAGAAAAAGACAAGGUAAACUGCUCUUUCUACUUUAAAAUUGGAGCAUGUCGCCAUGGAGACCGAUGCUCGAGACUCCAUAACAAACCCACGUUCAGUCAGACCAUUGCUCUGUUGAACAUCUACCGGAACCCACAAAACACAGCUCAGUCUGCUGAUGGCAUAAGUAAGUCUUCCUCUUACACACAUCUUGCUUGAUAUUCUG